AUGAACAUUGCCCUCAACUCUGCCACAGCUCCCGAAAUCCCAAAGCACCGAAGGAGGAUGAAGGAAGCGAAUGGCACAGUGAAGACAGAGUUCUUGCUCCUGGGAUUCAGUGACCACCCAGAGCUUCAGAGUCUCCUUUUUGUUGGGUUCUUUUCCAUCUAUUCAGUCACACUGAUGGGAAACCUUGGGAUGAUAUUUUUAAUCACAAGCAGUUCAACCCUGCACACCCCUAUGUAUUUUUUCCUCUGCGUGUUGUCUUUCAUAGAUGCCUGCUACUCUUCUGUUAUUGCUCCCAAAUUGCUUGUGGAUUUGGUUUCUGAGAGGAAGAGCAUUUCUUACAAUGGGUGUGCAACACAGCUAUAUUUUUUCUGUUCUUUGGUUGACACAGAAUCUUUCCUUUUGGCCGCCAUGGCUUAUGAUAGAUACAUAGCUAUAUGCAACCCCCUACUUUAUACUGUUAUUAUGUCUAAGAGGAUUUGUUGCCAGCUUGCAAUGGGAUCAUUUUUGGGGGGCACCUUGAGUUCUAUUAUUCACACCGCCAACACUUUCCAUCUCUCUUUCUGCUCUAAAGAAAUUAACCAUUUCUUUUGUGACAUUUCCCCACUCUUCUCCUUGUCCUGCACAGAUACUUAUGUGCAUGACAUCGUGCUGGUGGUCUUUGCCAGUUUAGUUGAAGCUGUCUGUCUUCUCACAGUUCUUCUCUCAUACAUUUUCAUCAUAGCAGCUAUCCUCAAGACAGGGUCUGCUGAGGGAAGAAAGAAAGGAUUCUCUACUUGUGCCUCCCACCUGAUUGUUGUCACUAUCUACCAUGGCACCUUGAUCUUCAUUUAUUUGCGUCCCAGCACAGAUCAUUCACUGGAUAUCGACAAAGUGACCUCUGUGUUCUAUACAUUGAUCAUACCUAUGUUGAAUCCCCUGAUUUACAGUCUAAGGAACAAAGAUGUCAAAAAUGCCUUUAGAAAAACUAUCACCCGAAAACUGCUGCCGUAG
Molecule: messenger RNA, 990 nt
Organism: Echinops telfairi (small Madagascar hedgehog)
Lineage: Eukaryota; Metazoa; Chordata; Mammalia; Afrosoricida; Tenrecidae
Product: olfactory receptor 5I1-like
Biological process (GO): sensory perception of smell; G protein-coupled receptor signaling pathway
Cellular component (GO): membrane
Molecular function (GO): olfactory receptor activity; G protein-coupled receptor activity; odorant binding
Source: RefSeq, a predicted model, not a curated record